AUGGCAUCAUUAACUAAAAUCAACUCCCUUUUUCCAAACCCAUCUACAAUGAACGAUGGAUAUAGCUUUGAAAUAUAUAUAAAUGUUAGUGAACAAUUACAAGAAGAUAUUGGGAUUAAAGUUAUUUAUGUUGGGUCUUCUUUUUCAAAUGAAUAUGACCAAAUAUUAGAAGACAUUGCUGUUGGUCCAUUAAGCGUUGGGUUAAAUAAGUUUACUAUUACUACAGGACCAAUUGAUAUGAGUAAAUUACCAGAUGAUGAGAUAUUAGGAAAUACUUUAAUAUUAAUUUCUGCUUCUUAUAAGGAUAAAGAGUUUUGUAGAAUUGGGUAUUAUGUUAAUAAUGAAUUUGAAGGCAUUGACCCUACUAUUGAUGUUGUUAAACGAGAAAUGCUUGUUCCAGAAAAGAUUACUAGAACACUUUCAGAGCCAAGAGUAACAUUAUUCCCAUGUUAUUGGGAUAAAGAAGAACAUAUUGAGAUGAUUGAAGAAAAACCAGAAGAACUUGGUCGUGUUAUAUCUUUUUCUGCUGAUGGAACUAUUCAGUCAAAUGAAACAGAAAAUGAUAAUCAAAUGGAAGAAAUACAAUUAAAUCCAGAAAUCAAAAAUCAAAUUAGAAGUGCAUUAGGAGUAGAUGGUUUAAUGAAGAAACAAAAAAAUAUGGAUGAAGAUGAUAGUGAAGAUGAAAUGGAACCAAUGGAACAAUAAAAGAAUUUAUUAAUUUUUAUUUAUUGUAAUACAUUCUUCUUUAUAAACAUAAGUGUUACUUUUAUUUGUUUAGUAUGUUCUUGUAUUAUACUAACUCGUUUUUCUAUUAGCUUUAAUGAGUCUAAUGCUUGUUUUACUUUAUUUGGUAACUCAACCAUUCCACUCAUUUUUUUAGGUGCUUCAACAGCCAUUCCUAAACACAAUUUAUUCAUUUUUUC
This is a messenger RNA of Entamoeba histolytica HM-1:IMSS, 923 nucleotides long. Its product is annotated as anti-silencing protein, putative. Gene Ontology annotation, cellular component: nucleus. NCBI's taxonomy places the organism in Eukaryota, Evosea, Mastigamoebida, Endamoebidae. Gene Ontology annotation, molecular function: histone binding. The coding region runs from base 1 to 705 and encodes 234 amino acids. Gene Ontology annotation, biological process: DNA replication-dependent chromatin assembly. The record is from RefSeq and is a predicted model, not a curated record. The transcript has a single exon.